ACCAGGUGCUUCCUGCACUGACAGUCUCUCAGUGGGGGCUACCUGUACCACUCAUCCAGGAGCAAAAAUAGCUGCAUUGCUUGGAUGCAUUGUGUUAUUUGGCAAUACCUGCCAGGAAUUGCAGGAGGGAGCUUGAGUCAGACCCCUUGAAAUGCUUGCAUUAGGGUUCAGAAACCACAUAAUGCCUGAUGUUCUGGUUCAAUGCGUCCAGUUGGUGCUGCUGGAGUGUUGAUAAAUAGCUAGCUGGUCUGUCAGCCAAAUGGGGGAUGUGCUGACCUGCAGAAAUGAGCUGAGUGCAGAUGGCUGCUCUGCUGGGAGGGUGGCGGGGCAUGGCUUCUGGGUUGAUAAGAUAAUGAUAACAGUGUGAUCUGUUAAAGAAAAAAAGAUGCAUUUCUAAUCUCUGUGAAUCUUUGGCGGUGCGUAGCGUGAGGCGGGCCGGGAGGGGACAGCCGCGAGCCGUGCUGCGGCGCGCAAGAUGGCGGCUGCACACAAGAUGGCGGCGACGACGAGACGGCGGGAGCUGCCCGCCUGGAUGGGGACAGCGGGGGAAGGCGAGCGGCCGAAGGGGGUGCCGGACCGGGUCCGACGGCGACGGCAGAAAGGGGCUGCGGAGCACAGGGCAGCGACCGUGUACUGCAUGAACGAGGCGGAGCUGGUGGACGUGGCGCUGAGCGUGCUGGCUGAGAGCUUGCAGCGCGAGGGAGCUGAGGAGAAGGCCUGCAGCGGGAGUCAAGAGGAGCAGGACCAUGAGCAAGUGGAACAGGAGCUCCAGGCAGCACCGAGCCAGGCUCCCGGAGGCACGGCUAGCGUGGAGGAGGACAGCGACCACAGCCCGAGCCCUCCAUCUCCUUCUGGUGCUGGCACGGAUGCAGAGAGGGCUGGCCUUGAUGACUCUGAGGACGAUGCUCUGAAAUAUGUCAGGGAGAUCUUCUUCACUUAGCAUUGCCUCUAGCACAGCUGUGCAGGCAAGGACAGGGUUCAGAGGGCACAGCCCAUCGAGAAGGAGAAGGUUGGGUGCCCUCUGAGAGGGCAUUCCUGAAUCACGUGUCAGGCAGUGUCCUGCUGGUCUCCCUUACCCCAUGUCUUGUCGCUGGGACACUACAGACCCUCACAAGCAGCAAUAAAGGGAGUGAAGGAAUGCAGUUACUGCCCAAACUCAAGGGUGGCGAUGCAUGCUGGACACUAAGAGGAGCCUAAGCUGAGUUCCAGCUCAUCGUGAGCUCCAAGCUUGUGUUGGAUAGGGCUGAACACAGGGCAGUAAAUUAGGAGUUGCAUACUUGCUGUGGGCAUGAACUGCCUGUCAGCUUAGCUGUGGACCAGCAGCCCACCCAUGGCUGGGAUGGCUGUGGUACCAGCUGCUGAAAGAGUCAAGGUUCAGCUGUGGUGAGAGCAUCCCAAGGAAGAUCAAUAGCAGCAAGGUGGUUCACAGGAUGUGUGUACGAGUGAUAACUCGUGCACCCACGUUACUUGGAAUAAAACCUUGAAGAUACAAUUUUUUUUUGUAAGUACCUGCUUAGCUUCAGUGGAGAAGCACUAAAUAAACUUGGUUUUUUCUUGUUUUUA
Messenger RNA from Coturnix japonica (Japanese quail), 1563 nucleotides. RefSeq names its product cell cycle regulator of NHEJ (gene CYREN). The record is from RefSeq and is a predicted model, not a curated record. Lineage: Eukaryota; Metazoa; Chordata; Aves; Galliformes; Phasianidae. Gene Ontology annotation, biological process: double-strand break repair via nonhomologous end joining; negative regulation of double-strand break repair via nonhomologous end joining. Gene Ontology annotation, cellular component: nucleus; cytoplasm.